CCUCUCGUCCAUCUGUGUCUGCUGACCAGAGAACAGACUUGGGGAUUAUCAGACAGUUGAUGAGAUUUAGGGCACUGCCAUUGUCCAGGGGAUCAACACACACACAGAGGAGAGAAAGUGAGACUCCCUACUGGAAACUCUCUCGCCCUCUGAAGAGCACCGGCGUUGUGUAUUGUGGUGAAUCCCGUAAAAGAGGAGAGUAGACUGGAUAUUUGUAGUCUUUUCGUCUUUGAACUUGGCUGCAGUACAGAUUGCACAGUACAGACACUACAGUCCAGGAUAGAACUUUGGAACUGUUCUCGCUGUGGAUACACUUGUUGCCAUCUCUCGCACCCAGUCUUCAGCUCACCAAUUGAUGACAAUUAUGACCAGACCACAGAAGAUACGCCUGGAGCUCUGACUGCCAUUCACACCUAGACCUCAACCAUGGAACCCCUCCAUAACAGCUUAUAAGCUAUCAUAACAACCUGUGGAACUUCAACAGUUCCUGUCCCAUUCAAACAAGGGGGACUUUGUUUGGGUGAGAACGGAGCGAACCAAACUGCCCGUCUCCACGGACGGACGGGAUCAUGUACGUGCUGUGCACUCUGGCGGUACUGAGUAUCCACAGCCUCUUUAAGAGCCGACACAAGGCCCUGGAGCCCGGCGAUAAAGAGGCUAGAGAUGGGGCCACGCUGCCUGGGGACAAGGCCCCUCCACUAGGGGAGGGAGGCAGGUCAAGGGAUCCCGGGCCUGGAGGUCUUGGAGGGGGUGUGGGUCCAAGGGAGAAGGAGAGAGGGAUGACUGUAGCCCUCUCUCAGGAUAAGAGGCAGAGGGCUCCUGUUGUAGACAGUAAGGCUGCAGGCUGCAACUUCACAGGCAAACAUAGAGGUGACGGGGAGCUGCGCUGCAGCCAGGGCAGGCUGGGAUGCGGAGAAGGCAACCUGGAGAAUGUGCCGGACAGCAGAAAACGAUUGCAGCCGGUCCAGAGACCCAGUGCUCUGCUCAGCCCUGCGGUCAUGUUCGGAACAAGAAAGACCUGGGACCUUGGCCACGCCCCCUGUCUGCAGGAGCUCUGGAAGAAAGACGUCUCAUUGGAUGCGAGCUCUGUGGACUUUUUGAUGAGUGAUGGUGAGGAGGACUGCUCCUUCCUGUCUCUACCCGCAGCCGCUUUCCCACAACACACCGCUCUGACCACUACUGACCAAUUAGAAACCAGCCAGCACAACCACGACCAACAGCUACUCAUACAGACACUGCAGGAGAAAGUGUGCGAGUUCCAGGCGCGUCUGCGACGCGAGGAAGCUUCCCGGUGUCUGCAGCUGCAGAGACUGCAGCAGAGUCACGCACAGAGUCCGCAGGAGAAGACUAACGUCAUACACACUCUACAAGAGGAGCUGCACACAGCCCUGCCCAACGGUGUUCGAGCAGUGCAGAGGCUGGGUGAGCCACAGGAGCAUCAGCAGCACAGCAACCGUCUCAUUCAGGAAGGAGAGCAGCUCAUCGCAGCGCUGCGCACACAGGUGGGGGAGCUGGAGGAGAAGCUACUAGACCAGAACCAGGAGGUGGAGAGACUGCGCUCGGAGCUGGGGGCGACCGACCUGGAGAAGCACCUGGAGCUGCUGGUGGUCGAGAACGAGCGGCUGAAGCAGGAGCUGAAGGCAUGCAAGACCUCACUGCUCCAGGAGCCUCCUCCACCGGCCUGCACGACCACUGACUGCCCCCACAGCCAGGAUGCGGAGGCCCUGCGUGAAGCGGUGCCUCGCUGGGAGAGCCAGGCCAGACCGAGGCAGAAGAGGCUGGCUGAAUUGGAGCAGCAGGUCCUGGAGAAGGCCAGCAGGGUGGAGACGCUCAGCCGACAGCUGGAGGAGUCCAAGCGCCACGCGGGGGAGAUGCAGAGGCAACUGGAGGAGUCUAAGUGUCAGCAGGGGGAGGUGGAGCAGCAGCUGAGUGUGCGGCUCAGAGAUUGUGAGGAGGAGCUGGCCAGACAGGCCACCCGGCCCCAUCAGGUCAAGUAUGUGACUGAGAUAGUGGAGGUGGAGUCGUCAGAGUCUAAGCAGGCCGUAGCCGAGGCCCAGGCCAAGAGUGUCGCCCUGCAGGAGCAGCUAUCACUGCAGAGACAGCUGCUCCGUGAGCUGGAGACACAGUUGCACGAUUCCCAGAGGACCAGCACCCAGCUCCGAGCUCAGAUCCUGGUGUACGAGGGGGAGAUGGAGCGGGCCCAGGGCCAGUUAGAGGCUGAAAUGCAGAACCUGGAGGAGGAGAAGAACCGGGUGAUAGAGGAGGCCUUCAUCAGGGCUGAAAGCGAGAUGAAGGCGGUGCAUGAGAACCUGGCAGGGGUGCGUAUGAACCUGUUGACCCUGCAGCCAGCCCUGCGUACUCUCACCUGUGACUACAACUGUCUGAAGAGACAGGUUCAGGACUUCCCCUUCAUGCUGGAGAAAGCCAUCACCGAGGCCAAGCAGGAGAUCUGCCAGGUGAUAGGCGAGGUGAGCAGUGCCAACCAAGAGCUGCUGAGGAAGUACAAGAGAGAGAUGAACCUGAGGAAGAAGUGUCACAACGAGUUGGUGCGCAUCAAAGGUAACAUCAGGGUGUUUUGUCGGGUGCGGCCAGUGUGCCGGGGGGAGCAUGAUUCUGCCGAAAACAUGGUCAGCUUUGACCCAGACGACGAUGCCCUUCUCUAUCUUUCCAACAAGGUCAAACUGAUGACCUUUGAACUGGACAAGGUGUUCCACCCUCAGGCCACACAGGAAGAGGUGUUCCAGGAGGUCCAGUCCCUGGUGACGUCCUGUAUUGAUGGCUUUAACGUGUGCAUCUUUGCUUACGGACAGACGGGCUCAGGAAAGACCUACACCAUGGAGGGUGUGGCCAAGGACCCGGGCAUUAACCAAAGGGCUCUCAGACUGCUGUUCUCUGAGGUGACUGAGAAAGCGCCCGACUGGGACUUCAAGAUCACUGUUAGCAUGGUGGAGAUCUACAAUGAGACCCUACGGAACCUUUUGGGGGACAUCCAGGGUGAGAAGCUGGACAUCAAGAUGAACCCGGACGGUAGCGGUCAGCUCUAUGUGCCAGGCCUCACGGAGUUCACUGUCCAGAGCCCUGAGGACAUCAACAAGGUGUUUGAGCUGGGUCACAUGAACAGGGCCACAGCCUGCACCAAUCUGAAUGAACACAGCUCCCGCUCUCACGCCCUCCUCAUCAUCACCGUAGCAGGCGUCAACUCCUCCACCGGGCACCGCACGCAAGGUAAGCUGAACCUGGUUGACCUGGCUGGCUCAGAGCGGAUUGCUAAAUCUGGGGCAGAGGGCAGCCGUCUGCGAGAGGCGCAGUGCAUCAACAAGUCCCUGUCGGCCCUUGGUGAUGUCAUCAAUGCGCUACGGAGCCGACACUCCCACGUGCCCUUCAGGAACUCCCGGCUCACCUACCUGUUGUCUGACUCACUGAGCGGGGACAGCAAGACCCUGAUGAUGGUGCAGGUGUCUCCCCUGGUCAGUAACAUGAGUGAGUCGGUGUGCUCUCUGAAGUUUGCCCAGCGGGUACGGACCAUCGAGCUGGGCAAUGCCACCAGGAGACAGUGGGAGAAUUCCUCCACCUCCUCCUCGCCCACCCACGACAGCGUGGAGCUGGACUCUCCCCCGGUGACUCCCGUGCCCCUCCCCAUCUCUCGGGCCAGCAGUGCCGGCUCCACCCUCUCUGCCUCCUCCAAAACCCCCACCACACGACGGAGGUCUCAGUCCCAGCUCUCUACAGACAGGCUGUUAGGCAGAGCCAUCCCAUUGGUGGGGGACGGUGGGCAGGACGACUGAAACUGUCUGUCUGAAGGCUCCAAUGGAUUCAGAAUGAAACCGGACCCUGAUCCAGUCAGCCAUUGGGCCAUCUGAACAGGAGGGUGUUAACCAGCACCUUGACCCACCAAUAGAAAGUCUCUGCUUUGGGAACAACCUAUCCACUAUCAGCCCUGUCUCCUUCUGCUGAUCUCACUCAGCCAAUGGGUGAGAGCAACUGGACUAGGCAAAUUAUCAGAUUUGACCGAUCGAACGGUGACAUUUUAAUUUGAAGAGCAGAGGGGGAUAUGAACUUUGACCCUCAUGGAUGGCCGCCUCAUGCUGCGUACCGAGACUCAGUCCCAAUGCUCUAAAAUGGCCUCCAGUUUUCAAUUUCUUCAUUACCACUGAUAGCUGAAAGGAAUCGAUAGGUGUUUAUUUUAGCCAGGACUGUUGUACAGCCCCCCCCAUAUCUUAACUACGUGCCCUCGUCUAUACCCCUGAAGGACCACAACACACCAGACUUCCACACCUGACUAGGGGCAAAAUGGGAGGAGCACCUGAGAGUAACACAGGCCCAUGUCCUAAAAACAACUCUCUCUCAUAAAGAAACCCUUUACCCCUCACAGCCCAGAACAACUCCACCCCACCUUUCACUCCUUCCCCUUUGACCCUUCAACUGAGCCUGUGAUCUAUUCUCCCAUUGGCCAAUGGACUUCCUCACAAUAAUGCCACACCCACACCCCUAGUGCUAACUCGUCCCAUCAUCCACUAACAGUAUAGCCCUUCUAAUCACAGUAUUUCUGGGUAAAAAUGCACUUUAAACAAGGCUGUUACCUUCUUGAUGUGUUUUAUAACAAUGCUCCAGUUACGGAUUAUGAUAAUAUGCAUAUACAGUAUAUAUGUGUGUUUGAGAUGUUUUUAAUCCCUUAAAUCUCCUUUGGUUUUUUUUUUUUUUUUACGAGGAUUCCAUCCUGGUCUCCUUCUACACUUUCUCCCCCUCAUCCAAUCAGGGUACUCCACAGAUAUGUUACUGUGGAGUACCCUGAGUACCCAAUAAGACGCAAGCAAUAGAGAUGAGUGCAGAGAGGUUAACUUCCUGUGUAGCCGUUUGUGUUUUAAAUUUCUCCAGGGCAAUACAGAGCUGCCUCAGCACUGCAUGGAAACGUUCAUGUUGUCGUGUUUCUUGUACCGAGCGAAUAAAGCUAGACCAAUUCAAACUCCCUGACAGACAGGAAAUGCCAUUCCUGUUAUUGGAUGCUGCCGGUUGGAGUUGCCCAGAGGCACAUUUCUAGGAUCAGAUUAUUCAAUAGGGACACAACACAAAACUGACCCUAGAUCUGCAUCCAGGACAGCUUUAUCCUACUCCCUAUGGCUGACCACAAGCAGCAAAUGACAACGGAUCGUCUCACGGAGCAGACACAUAUGUAGCUUCAGAAAUUGCUGCCCCUGCGGGAGUGAUUAAGCGUGUGAACUGUUUUUCAAAAUGCACCCAGUGUAAAUAGGAAUGCUUAGUACAUUUGAUCAGCUGAUCGAUCAAUACAUAUCGGCCGUGCAUCUUCAAUGUUAAACCAAUGUUCCCUUCAUGUCCAAGGAACAUUGAGGACACGCUGCAUCAUGUUGGUUGUUGAUGGGUAUCUUUGCUUGCUUUUGUCUUUGUUGUAGCUGCCGUAGGUUUCUACAGUCUUGUUUUUGUACACCCUUUUUAAUAAACACUCGAUACCAAAUGGAA
Molecule: messenger RNA, 5475 nt
Organism: Oncorhynchus masou masou (cherry salmon)
Lineage: Eukaryota; Metazoa; Chordata; Actinopteri; Salmoniformes; Salmonidae
Product: kinesin-like protein KIFC3
Exons: 20
Coding region: 570-3785 (1071 amino acids)
Biological process (GO): microtubule-based movement
Cellular component (GO): microtubule cytoskeleton
Molecular function (GO): ATP binding; microtubule motor activity; microtubule binding
Source: RefSeq, a predicted model, not a curated record